Molecule: messenger RNA, 1134 nt
Organism: Penicillium nucicola
Lineage: Eukaryota; Fungi; Ascomycota; Eurotiomycetes; Eurotiales; Aspergillaceae
Product: NIPSNAP family protein
Exons: 2
Coding region: 1-1134 (377 amino acids)
Cellular component (GO): mitochondrion
Source: RefSeq, a predicted model, not a curated record
AUGUUGGCUCCACGCGUAGCCCGCUCAGCAACCUCGCUGUUACGGCCCUUCACCACAUCAGCUGUGGCCUACCGAUCACCCUCAAUCAGAGAUGUCACAGCCGAUUCGACGGAGGAAUUCCUCCGCCGGCAGAAGGAAUUUCGCGAGAACCUGGAACAGGCUCGCUUGAGAAAAGAACAACAGGUAGAGAGUCAGUCUGUCAAUGCUUCUGUCUCCUCUUCUACCCCUUCCCGUGAGUCCGCUCCCACUGCUCCGAAAGUGAGCAAUGCGAGCAGCAAUAUUCGAACGCGUUCUUUCGAUGCUGCGCAAACAUUGGAUCAUAUGGCAAUGGGCUCACUGUCGAUGCACCGUUAUCUAGGAGAAGAACAUCAGCAGGAUGCCGCGAACAAACGGGGCCCUCUGUCCUCGCUCAUCUACGGUACCAAGGAAGGCCAACACUUUGACAAGGACAUCGAACGCUCCUUUUCGCAAGUGCUGGCGCGUGGUAAAUAUGUUCACUCUAUUGUCAUGCACGACGUCAAGCCGGAUAAGGUCGAUGAAUAUGUGGAGCUGGUGGGCCAGUGGUAUCCACGUAUGGCUGGCACCGAAGAGAACCGCGUCAAUUUGGUCGGCAGCUGGCGAACACAAGUCGGUGACAAUGAUACCUUUAUCCACAUUUGGGAAUACCAACGUUACGAAGGCUACCAUGCCUCGCUUCACAACAUCUCGGAACACCCCGAGUUCCGUGAGUUCGACCGCAAGCUCAAAAGUCUAAUCAAAAGCAAGAAAACGUCCCUCAUGCAAGAGUUCUCUUUCUGGCCUACGACCCCACCCCGUCGUCUUGGUGGCCUGUUUGAGCUCCGGUCGUACACCCUGCACCCGGGCAACUUGUUGGAAUGGGAGACACACUGGCGCCGUGGUCUGACCGCCCGUCGUGAGGUGAUGGAAGGCGUGGGUGCCUGGUUUGUGCAAAUUGGUGACUUGAACACCGUUCACCACCUCUGGCAAUUCGCCAACUUGGAAGAGCGCAAGAUUCGCCGUGAGCAGUCUUGGGGUGUUGAAGGAUGGGCUGAGACUGUACACAAGACAGUACCUCUCAUCCAGACCAUGCAGAGUCGGAUUCUCGUUCCGAUGCCUUGGAGUCCUGUCGGUUAA